This is a messenger RNA of Theobroma cacao (cacao), 1310 nucleotides long. The record is from RefSeq and is a predicted model, not a curated record. Lineage: Eukaryota; Viridiplantae; Streptophyta; Magnoliopsida; Malvales; Malvaceae.
UUCACCUUCCUUUGGGUUUCGUGUGUGGUCUUCUCAAUUUCCCCCGUGAUUCCUUCGUCCCAUUUCCUUUCUUCCCUCUCUUAACUUUCAAAAGGCCCAAAAAUCAAGUAGAAGAAAAUUAAUAAAAAAGAAAAAACCCAAACUCUCUCCUUCUCUCUCAAAAGAGAAAGAGAAAUGAAGAGCAACUCCAACGCAAAGCUGAUUCUCCUCCACCCUUCAAUCCACAAAUCCUCCACUUCCUCUCACCGCUUCUUCCUCUUCUUCUUCGUAACUUUCUUCACUUUGGCUUUCACUGUAACUCUCUUCACCACCACCACCAUUUCCAACUCCACGACCCCUUCCCUUUCCACCGCCUCCGCCUCCUCCCUGCCUUCCUCCGUCACCACCGCUCUCCUCCACUAUGCUUCCACUGCCACCGUCAACACCACAACCCACCACAUGUCAUCCUCCGAACUCUCCCUCAUUGCAUCCACUCUCCACAACUGUCCUUCCUCGCCUUGCCGUUUCCUUGUCUUUGGUAUCACCCACGAAUCCCUCCUUUGGCACUCCCUCAACAUCCACGGUCACACCGUUUUCCUUGAUGAAAGUGAGUACUUAGUCUCCUCGUUCGAGCGGAACCACCCCGAAAUCGAAGCAUACGACGUCCAGUACACCACCAAAGUAAGCCAAAUGUCGGAUUUAUUAUCAUUAGCCAAAUCGCACAUCGAGAACGAGUGCAAACCAGUCCAAAACCUACUCUUUUCCGACUGUAAACUCGCUAUCAACGACAUGCCAAACCAUAUUUACUAUUUGAGUUGGGAUGUGAUCUUAAUCGACGGGCCACGUGGCUACUUCCCAGAUGCUCCAGGGAGGAUGGCUCCGAUAUUUACGGCCGGAGUGUUGGCAAGGAGCAAGAAGAAAGGUAGGAAAACGCAUGUUUUUGUGCAUGAUUUUGAGAGGGACGUGGAAAGUAUUUUAAGUGAAGAGUUUUUGUGCGAAGAAAACUUGGUGGAAACUGUGGAUUCUUUAGGACAUUUUGUCGUGGAGAAAGGAGUCAGUGAUGGUAUGAUGUCUGGGUUCUGUAAGAAUUCGACAUCAUCGUCGCCUUUGUCGGUUUCUCUAUCAUCAGGGGAAGAUGAUGAUUGAGAGAUUUGGAUGGGGUUUGUUUCUUUGCAAAUUGUAUCAUUUACAACUUUUUUUUCCUUUUUUCUUUUUUUUCCCAGUACAGAGGUGUAAUGUUUAUAUAGGUUUAAAAGUUUAAACCAUUGGAAGUGUAUCCAGAAAAAUUAUAAUCAAGUUUUGCGAAAUGUGAAUGUUUUUUUCUUGGUCAA